Schizophyllum commune H4-8 is the source of this 2166-nucleotide messenger RNA. RefSeq lists its product as uncharacterized. Gene Ontology annotation, molecular function: mRNA binding; enzyme activator activity. Gene Ontology annotation, cellular component: P-body. Gene Ontology annotation, biological process: deadenylation-independent decapping of nuclear-transcribed mRNA; positive regulation of catalytic activity; deadenylation-dependent decapping of nuclear-transcribed mRNA. NCBI's taxonomy places the organism in Eukaryota, Fungi, Basidiomycota, Agaricomycetes, Agaricales, Schizophyllaceae. The transcript is spliced from 5 exons. The record is from RefSeq and is a predicted model, not a curated record. The coding region runs from base 1 to 2166 and encodes 721 amino acids.
AUGGUACGACGAACGCAAACGAAUCACAAUGUCGCGCAUACCGCCCCCUCGUCGAUCGCGAGCUCGCCCACGGCGAGGGCUACGCCCGCGUUCAACGCGGUUGCGCGGUAUAAUAGCAACUUGAAAGUGCUGAGGCGCCUCGACCCUCACAUACAAUCCAUAUUCGAUCAGUUCACCCAUGUCUGCCUCUACCACUACGUUGACGGCCGAUGGGAGAAGCGCGGCUAUGAGGGGAGCAUGUUUUUGUUUGAGAGGGACGUCUUCCCGCCGUACGGUUUCUGCAUCCUGAACAAAGAGGGUCCGGAGGAUCACGUCCAGUACCUGUACCCCGAGGACAACUUCGAUGCGUACGGGAACUACGUCGUCAUCCAGUCGUACCCUUCCUUCACCGAUAAGCGGCUGGCGGACCUGCGCGCGACACAUGCUCCGGAAGAGCUGGCAGACUUGUUUUCGGCCAUAUGGAAGGUACCAGACCACAUCAAGAACAACACGCAGAAGGGGCCACCGACGGUCAUUUCGUUAUGGAUCUUUGGCACGGAGCAGCGGGAGUCGAUGGACGACGUCAUGUCGAGGUUAUACAGGCAUGUUAAGGAGCAUAAUCGGUAUCCGGAUGAGUGUCGCUAUGGCCCGGAUAACCCACCUCCACUCUUGGUUCGGCCUGUCAAUGAUAGUGGCUCAGAAGCAUCCGACUCUUCGCCCUACUUGAGAAACGCGGAGGCCUCUCAGUCCAUGACGAACCUGGUGCCCAAGCGGCCAGAAGUUACGCGCGCGCCACCGUCCGCCAUCGAUGGUCUCUUCUCGAACAUCAAGCGUGGUGGCCCUCCGCCGGACGCUCAAAGUGCGCCAGCUGGACCCCCUCGAGCGGCUGCAGGCCCCUCCGCAGCACGAGCCCCUCCAACGAAUCCGAAGGCGCUAACCAUUGGUGACAUCCUCGCCAAGAUGGGCGCAAGUAGCGCAGGGAAUGGCCCGCAGUCGCCAUCGAUCAAUGGUGAGGCGAGUCCCAUGUCGGGCAAGUCGCUGAUGGACACAUUCUUCCCAAAUGCGAACCUCGAGGCGGGUCCGUCGACUAGCGCGCCAGCGACGACGGUGCCACCAGCGUCGAGUGAACCGCAGGGCACUGCGAACGGCAACAGCGCGCGUGUGCUCACGAACGAUGUCAUCUCGACUCUCCUGCGCGGUGGGCGUAUGCCUUCAGCGGUUGCAGCCUGGGAACGUCGCUCGCAGUCGCGUAGCUCCAGCUCGCACUCGAAUGAAGGCGAUGAUGAGGAGUCGGACGACGUCAACGACAAUGCGCAGCUUAGCUUCGACGAUGGCUACGAGUACUCCGAGUCCAGCACGGUGCUCGACGAGAUGGAGGCCGAUGGCGAGGAGGUCGUGUAUGCCGCGGACAUCCGUAUCAAUGGGCAUUCGGCGCCUCAUAGCGAAGAUGAUGACGAGCCGGAGGCAGCGCAGCACGCUAGCAACUCGCGUACUCGUAACGGCAGGCGCAUCCAAGGGGACAUGACGCCCCGGCCGCCUCUCAUGCCCACCCCUCCGCCAGAGAUGGCGCCGGCAAUGUCGUCAGAGUCGAACGCUACAAUUCGAGCGCAGUCGCUCGUGCCCUUCCAGGAUGACUCCGAGUUGUGGCCGUACGAUCCACCUGCUGAGGGCGAAGCUCCCGACGACGGCGACGAUAUCAUCGAGCUCGACUUCUCGGAGACCGCCGCGCUCAGCGACCCGGAUGCCCUAUACGCCAAGAAGCAUCCCUCCUCGACCAACGGCCAAGGGACUGAUGCCAGCUUCUCCGGUAACAGUACCAGCGGGGGCGGAAAAAAGAGUCGCAGAGAACGCGCGCGGGCUCGGGACCGAGCGGAGCGCGAGCACAUCGAGCGGACGUGGGAGAUGCCGCCGUCCGCGUCGGUUCCCGCACCCGAGGCGCCGCCGAAGGCGACAACGAAUGGGAAAGGAAAAGCCCGCGCAGAGGCCGGCGAGGAGUCUGGGAGUGGCAAGAUGAACACGAACGUCCUGAAGGACGCUAUCCUAGCGCAGGCGCAGGGUCGGCUGCCAGCCCGGCUGAUGGAGCAGAAGGAGUUUACUACGGAGGUCCUAUCAUUAUUCUAUACCAACAAGGAGUUUGUGGACGACCUGUAUAACGACUAUUAUGCCCGCCAAGGCCACAGCAACUAG